AGACGUUAGCUGAAGCAGACAAAACAUUCAGAUUACACACAUGCUUAGCUUCUACCAGCCAUGAAUGUUAACGGGUGGUGGGGAACCCAUGGAAACGACAUUGGAAGGACCUUGUACCUUCUCUUCCUCGGCCAGGUCAUUUCGUUUGUGAUGUCACUCAUGAGCUUCACUUCUUCUCUGUUAGCCAGUCUUGGAGUGGAUACUCCACUUACUUUGUCAUUCUUCAUUUACUUGGCGUUGACUCUGGUAUACGGAAGCAUCUUUAUUUACCGGCGCCAGAAACUACAGGUUCCUUGGUAUUGGUAUCUUCUCAUAGGAUUUGCUGAUGUCCAAGGCAAUUUUCUAGUUAACCAAGCGUUCCAAUAUUCAUCGAUUACAAGUGUUACGAUUCUGGAUUGUUGGACAAUCGCUUGGGUGAUACUGCUGACAUGGUAUUUCCUGGGAACUCGAUAUUCCCUAUGGCAGUUCUUUGGUGCUGCUGUCUGUGUGGCAGGGCUUGGACUAGUUCUCCUCUCGGACGCUGGGGUAGGCGGUGGAGGUGGAUCAAGACCUCUUCUGGGAGAUACGUUUGUAAUCAUGGGAACGCUUUUCUUUGCAUUGAGCAAUGUUGGUGAGGAAAUUUGUGUAAAGAAGAAAGACCGUGUUGAAGUAAUCACAAUGAUGGCUAUCUCCGGGUUGCUUGUGAGCAUUUGUGAGAUAGCUAUCUUGGAAACGAAGGGUCUUGCAUCAGUGAAAUGGUCUCCUGAAAUUAUUCUGGCAUUUGCGGGUUUUGCUUUUGCAGGCUUUCUGUUCUACACAUUUGUUCCAAUUCUUCUAAAGAUGAGUGGAGCCACGCUGUUCAAUCUCUCCCUUCUAACGUCUGAUAUGUGGGCAGUUGUCAUCCGAAUUUUCUUCUACCAACAAGAGGUGGAUUGGUUAUACUAUGUAGCGUUCGGCCUAGUUGGUAUCGGGCUUGUUGUGUACUCAAAAACAGAGAAGGUAUUAGAUUCUGCACCAGAAACUGGGGAUGGUUCACAAUACCAAAUUCUUGAUGAAGAGUGCAGAGAUGCAAGAAACGAUGAUGUGGGUGAUCGAUCUUGAUGAUGAUCAUAUCAUAGGGAAUUUAUGAAUUCAUCGUAGGGUUGAAGCUAAGAAGAGCUGUUAUUAAAUGUUAGAAUAACAAAAGAGCAAAAUUAGAUGUAAUAAUGUUACAAUAGUCAAUGACUAUAAGUAAAUUUGCUUUUAUUAAUACAAUUCUUAUUGGCCGGUUGGCCACCUUUGGCUAUGGCGCCCCUAGCAGGACUAGUGCGGCUACGGACACGACAACGACGCCCCCACUUGAGGUGGGGCGUAAUAUUGAAGGUAUGUAUGUACAUGAAAGGGAUGGUGAUCGGCCCUGCCGGUUAGUGCAUGGCCAGGUUUGCUCAUCGGACUCCCCAUGACGUAGCGUGGCUAGCGGGGUCCAAGUACCCACUAGAGCACCAGUGGCGCCUCCACUAGCGGGGGUGGUGGUUUGGGCUGGUGCAGAUUCGUGAUUGUGGCAUGAAGGCAUUGAGGGGUGGUGAUCGAUCCCUACUAAAUGUCACAUGGCCAACAAGGUUAGCCCACCAAACUCCCUGUGGUGUGGGUGUGGCUUGCGGGGGCCAAGCACCCCUGACGCAUCAUUUUUCACCAAAAAAUUAUUUUCCUUUUAUAGUAGGGGUAUAAUGAUUUUUUCCUUUUGUGGAGAUUUCACUGGAAUGACCAUUUACUUUAGAAAAUUGA
Molecule: messenger RNA, 1743 nt
Organism: Ipomoea nil (Japanese morning glory)
Lineage: Eukaryota; Viridiplantae; Streptophyta; Magnoliopsida; Solanales; Convolvulaceae
Product: solute carrier family 35 member F1-like
Exons: 12
Coding region: 61-1080 (339 amino acids)
Biological process (GO): transmembrane transport
Cellular component (GO): membrane
Molecular function (GO): transmembrane transporter activity
Source: RefSeq, a predicted model, not a curated record